AUGACCGUCCGCGAGGCAGGGCCCGGGCAGCCCGGCACCGAGCCCAGGCACCCCUCGGAAGGGGGAAGCGGCCGGGCCCGCCAUGCUACAGCGUGGCCGCGAGCCCGGGCCGCCUGCCCAAGGAGCGCUCAGCCUGGGCAGCGGGGCGCGGGCGCGGGGUGCGGCUCCACCCCGCUGGGCUCCGGGCCGCUCCGCCCCCGGGUUGGCUCCGGCGGGGCUGGGCGCGCGGAGGCGCGACUGGCGGCGGAAAGGACAGUGGCCACGCCGCCCCCGGGGCUAGGUACUUGGAGGCGAUCACCGCGGGCACAGCGCGGGGGCUGGCCGUCACCCGCUUCCGGCAGGAGCGCCCUAGGGAGUCCCCGCGCCGCGGAGCGGGACGGAGGUCCGCCCACCCCGUUCCCCACACCCCCGCAGCGAGCGAGGCCACCCCCGGCCGCCGCCCCACGCCGGCCCCCGCCCCCGCCCCGGCGGCCACCCCGGAACCCCCGCCCGCUUAUCCUCCGCCUCCUGGGGCGUCUCGCCGCUGCCGCCCCACCUCGGGGCCCACCCCUACCUCUGAGCUCUGCGCCUCGCCCUCCACCCCGGCGCCCACCCGAGCCCGGGACCCGGAACCCUCGCCGUGGUCCCCAACGCGCAUGCGCGGGACUCUUCCCGCGCACCUGUGAGAACGCCCGGGGACGGGGCGGCCGCCUUCCGCGCACCUGUGCGAGCGCCCGCGGGCUCCCGAGCAUCUUCCCGCGCGGCCAGGCCCGGCCCAACGAGUGCCCCCUGCGCCCCUGGCCCGCCUUGGCGGCAGCGGGCCCGACACUCACCUCGUCCGUGGAGGCCGCGCCGGGAGCCCCGCCGCUCCGAGCAGCGCGCUGA
Messenger RNA from Kogia breviceps (pygmy sperm whale), 864 nucleotides. The record is from RefSeq and is a predicted model, not a curated record. Lineage: Eukaryota; Metazoa; Chordata; Mammalia; Artiodactyla; Physeteridae.